AUGGCUUUCAAAAUUGCAGCAUUGCUGGUUAUCAGUGCUCAGAUUUGCGUCACACUGACUGCUGCAGCUUGUGCAUGCACGAGGGAAAGCCGCCAAGUGUGUGGCUCCGACGGAGUCACUUACAGUAAUCCGUGUCUCCUCCGCUGCGCUGCCACCGAAUCAGGAAAAGAAAUCAAAAUAGUCAAGAUGAUGCCCUGUGAUGAGCCACCAAGCAGCUGUAUAUGCACUGAUGACUUAUCACCAGUGUGUGGCACCGACGGUCAAACUUAUAACAACGAGUGUAUUAUGAACUGUGAGGGAUCCAAAAACAACAAAUCUCUGAGGGUUAAACAUCGUGGCCCUUGUGGAAGUCUUCAGAAGCAUGACUGUGUGUGUACUUUUAUAUACAGCCCAGUUUGUGGCAGUGACGGCAGAACGUACGGCAACAAAUGCGAGCUAAACUGUACAAUGAAAUCAAAGCCAGGAUUGAGGUUCCAUCAUGAAGGUCGUUGUACUGGCCGUGUGAACGUAUAG
Molecule: messenger RNA, 513 nt
Organism: Arctia plantaginis
Lineage: Eukaryota; Metazoa; Arthropoda; Insecta; Lepidoptera; Erebidae
Source: the annotation of a GenBank genome assembly